AAUGAGUAAGCAACGAAUCGAGACCAACAACAUUUCAGACUUCUUGGGUACCAGCAUUGAAAGCACUCACCAAACAAGCAAACACAAACACACAUAUCUUGAUAGCACUGCAAUCACAAACAAGCUGCAUCCUGACACCACUCUGACUUCAAGUGCCAUCGGAGAUGCAACGAGUUCGCGUGAAAACAAUAUUUCUUGAUCCAUGUUACAAGAACUCCACCAAACUCAGCUAGCAGAUCUCGGGAUGUCAACAGACUCAGUCGAUAUCAUUGUACCACUUCAAAGAGAAUACGAUCAGCCUGACUACAAACUUCUGGAUCAACAUGAUGAUGAUACUGAUGAACUUGAGAGCGACCAAGUGGUAGCCAACCCAAAAUAAAAUUGAAAACUGGCUCUCUUUAACACUCAAAGGUGCCAUCAAAAAGGGUCUUCUAAAAGAAACACCCUGCAGUGCCUCACACAAAACUCUAUCUUCAGAACAAGCCAAUAAACCCACCAAGAAAGUUGAUGUUCUCAAGAAGUUUGGAAUCGACAGAGCCACCUUGAACAGCAAUGGAAUCGAUGACGCUAGCGCCACCAGAGUCUACAGAGCAUUGUAUGUGUACAGUCUCGGGUUCCACCAACUCAUUCAGGAAGCCUUGCAAAGAGGCACAAACAGGAACUUGCUGCUCGCAACCAUUUGGAAGGUCUACUCGGUGUUGCUCCAAUAUGUUGGCAAAACCGAGUAUGCAACCAUGGUGUCCAACUUGGCCAAUGCUUACCAGAUGGAUGUAAUCAGUUUGGAACAACAGAUGAGCAAACAGAAAGACCAUUACACUCAACACAAACAACAAAUGACAACUGAAAUUCACAGACUCAACGGAGAGCUGUAUGACACUCAACAAAAGCUACAAAACAGCACUGAAAUGGUAGGAACUCUGACUGACGAGAAUGCCAGACUCCAGUCAGCAAUUGACGCUGAGAAACAGCUGAGAACCCACUUUGAAAGCAGGUUCGCCAACAUCGAAGGCAAACUCAACCAGAAAGCAACGGAUUGCAAGAUCGCAGAGGAAGAACUACAAAAAGUAAUGGAUGAAGUGAAAGAACUUAAAGAGUCUUUGACAGCCAAAGAAGAUACUAUAGCAAGUUUGAGAAAAGAUAAAUGUACUAACGAAAGACUUUACCAUACAAAAGAAUCUGAAUGAGCUGGACUCAAAGAGAUUCUGCUGAGUAAAAGAGCUGUCAUUACUCAACGUGAUAACAGAGUUAAAGAACUUGUGAGAGAUAUUGCUGAGCUCAAAAGGAGUAUUAAUGAUAAUGAGAAAGAAAUCAGCGAUCAAAAGAUCAAGAAUAGCGUGAUUCAGUCGAAAAUUAUGGACGGGAAGAAUGAAGUCCAAGAGCUACAAUCAAAUUUCGACAAAAUCAAGCGCAUCAAUGCCGUUCUUGAAGACAAGAUUGCAAACAUGAAUGAAAAAUACGAUGAAAUAAAUCAAAAAUACUCAGAAAUUGAUGCUAAAUGUAUCUCAUUAACUGAGGUAGAGAAAUACUUAAGGAAAGAUAACCAAGACUAUCGUACCAAGAACCAAGAGUUAGAAAAAUCCCUUGAGUUUCAGAAAGAGAAGAGUGAUGGAUUAGAGAUCAAGAUCAAGAUAGCUGUUGAAAAAUAUGACUUGAUCAAAAAGGAUUAUGAUUCUACCAUAAAGUCCCUUGAAGAAAUUAACAGGCAAAGGAACAAGUUAGAGGACAAAGUUAUGAUCGGUGAGAAACGUGCAAAGGAAGCCACUCAAGAAAUAGAGCAAUACAAGAAGAAUCUUUAUAAUCUAAAAGCCCACUCAGAGGGGCUGCAGUUAAAACUCAGAGAUCUCGAGGAAGAGUUCCAGACGGUCUGCAGAAGAGAGACUGCUAAUGCUGAAAUGUCAGAAAUCCAGAUAGCUUCACUAGAGAACAAGUAUCUCGGGAUGUUCAAAAAGUAUGAGGAGGAGCAGAAAUAAAAAGAAUGAGUGGAUUCGUACAUACAGAAGAAGACAUAAAGAGCAUCUUGAAAAUGAAGUCAAGCUUAAAAAGGCGGAAGGGGAGUUCCAAGAACAAAUCACUAAAAAUGUUGAGCUUCAGAGUGACAAUGAAGCAAUGAAAUCUGAAAUCUACGACUGGGAGAAGAAAUAUGAGCUUCUGAAAAAUGAGAAGAUUGAUUUGCUUACUAAAAUGGAUAGGAAAAAGAAUGAAAUGGAUUCCUUAAAGCUUACUCAUGAAAACCUUGAGAAGCACAACAGCGAGUACAUUAAGAGACUGAGGGACAUAAACAGAGAGCUUCUCAAAAAGUCAGGAGAGAUCGAGAAUAUAAAGCAAAUGGAAGUUGAGGACUUGACAACCCAAUGUCUUAACUAUGAAUUAAAAGUGACUAAAUACAAGAAAAAUUUCCUAGAGGCCAAGAAUCAGGUGUAUCAAGCCUCAUGUGAUGUGAAACAGGCAGAAUCUAAACUCAGCCUCACUUUAGAGAAAUUUGAAGUGAUGAAAACAGAGAAUAUUGAUCUAAAAUCACGCUUGGAAAGCAUCCAAACAGAGAAUACUGUGAACAAGACUAAGAUCAUUAAGAUGGCUACCUUUGAAGAGAAAGUCAAACUUCUUACAAAUCUUGGUGAACAGUAUAAAGAAACUAUUAAUAGCUUGAAACAAGAAAAUAAAGAGCUAGAGCAGGAAAUUGGAAAAGUGAAAGGAGAAUUAAAGAAAAUUGAGGACAAUAGACCUCCAUCUUUUGGGCUGAAGAAAGUAAUGGUUGAAAAGAAAGUUCAAACUGAUCAUAAAAUAACAAGUGAAAUAAAACAUUCUUUAAAGUUUGGCAAGAAGUCUUCAGUAGUAUCAAUUUUGAGCUACAAUAAAUCAUGCAAGGAUCUAACGGAAAUUUCUAAGAUAAAAACAGCCAGGAACAGUAUGAUUAACAGAUCAAUGUCAAAUCAGACUUUGUUGCCUCAUCUUUAUCAAAGAGAACUUCCUCAAGAAGAGACGAAGACAUUAGAGAAAACUUCUAUACCAAAGCCUAGUGACCAAUCAAGAACGCAGAGGGAUGUAUCUCAGAGUAUAAUUAAUCUCCCUGAGGCUAAUAUUACUCCAAAUUUCCAAGGUUGGAAAGUUGAGCAUACUCACGGCAAGAAAUCUCGUAAUUUCAAAGGUCCAAUCAAGGCUAAAGUUAGCCACUCGAUGAGGAACAUGUUAAGGCAUGCGUACAGUAAAAGUCCCACUCACAGGUACUCUUAAGCCUUCAUUCCCCUCAAAAAAUA
Messenger RNA from Moneuplotes crassus, 3254 nucleotides. The record is from the annotation of a GenBank genome assembly. NCBI's taxonomy places the organism in Eukaryota, Ciliophora, Spirotrichea, Euplotida, Euplotidae.